GUUUUAAAUCGUGCUCAAAUUAUUGAUAACUUGUAUUAUUUUUUUGUAAAAGAAAAACAACUUUUUAUGUGGUUCAGAAUCUUAGACUAUUUACAAGACGAACACGAGUAUGAAGUUUGGUACCCAAUGAUUAGAAUUUUGGAAGACAUGUCAACUUACUUUCCAUUUGCUGAUCUGGAUGUUACUUUCAAGGCGUCACUAAGAUCUCUCUUAGAAAGACUUCUUCCUCACAUUUUAUUUGACAAGUAUGUUACAACGCCAUUUCACACAUGUUUGCGAUACGAAGUAUUUAAAUGGGCGUGUCUCUUCAGUAGUAUUAUGUGUCACUCUAUUGCUCAUGAAGAACUGAAACACAUUGAUGAAAAUAUUUCUGCCAUCUCUGGACAGUAUAAAACUAAAACAGGACUAUGGCAAGAAUGGAUUUAUUGCGAUGGAUUAAGAAACGUAACAUUAGACGUACUGGAGAAAGUAAUACUUACUUCCAAGUUGAAGAACAAUUUUAAUGACGCAAUUUUGAAUUACAUCCCUUGUCUAGGAUUCAAGACAGUUUUAAACUUUUUAAGCGUUAGACACAUACAAAACAAGACUUAUCUACCAUUACAAGACUCCGGGCAUGUAAUUCUCUUNCACUCUCUUGUUGCNAAACAUGCAAUACAUGGNANUGUGAUCGANUUAUUANANAAUUUCUCUGUCAUAAAACCUAGACAUAUGAAAUCGGUUACGGCAUUAUGUAUUAUUAUUAACCAUGUAUACUCUCAAUCUGCUUUGNACACGAUUAUCCAGUUCACAAAUGCUUUUUAUAAACCUGAAGCCCCAUGGAUUGCGCUUGUGCUUAAAAAAGUAAAUCUACGUCUGUCUCAAAUCAAGAAGCACAAAAACAAUUUCAUGCAACUUUUGGACAUAUCAAGUAGCGCAAAAGUAGAAUAUGACGUUUUCAAAUACGUAAUAGUUUGUACUUUGCAUGUAUGGUUAAUUGCUUAUCCA
Pseudomyrmex gracilis is the source of this 984-nucleotide messenger RNA. RefSeq lists its product as uncharacterized. The record is from RefSeq and is a predicted model, not a curated record. Lineage: Eukaryota; Metazoa; Arthropoda; Insecta; Hymenoptera; Formicidae. The transcript has 6 exons. The annotation marks the transcript as partial.